This is a messenger RNA of Clonostachys solani, 306 nucleotides long. Lineage: Eukaryota; Fungi; Ascomycota; Sordariomycetes; Hypocreales; Bionectriaceae. The record is from the annotation of a GenBank genome assembly.
AUGUUCAGUAACGAUGAGCAAGCCCCUCCAAGAUACGACUUCACAGACAAGACCAUCACACCCCCAGGAAGGCCAUUGGCAGAGUCUCACCAACAUCAACUCAUAUCGAAAAAUUUCAUAAGCAAAAUCAGCUCCCCAUAUGACGGGGACCUGGUUAGUGCCUUGGUCGACCAGGACGCGGAGAAUCCCAGCUUCAUCAUCAUUGACGGGAACACAGGCGAGCUGGUACACCGAUUCAGACUGCACAAGGACUGCGGCGACUUUUCCUACCUAUCCCAUAUGAAAUCUAUGCUUGGGACAUUCUAA